UUUCAAUGCCAACAAUUCUUCACAUUUUUCUUGAUGUUGUUGGAAUAGCUCGUUACUUUGCCCUUGAUGUUUUGACUGAGCAGUUUUCUAGCUAUGACGGCGGUCCGCGAGACGGGCAGUGUGACUGUCUCAGCCACGAUCCCUGCCUUACCUUCGCUACGCUUGCGCUCCGCAGCUCCCCGACCUGCUGUUCAAUUUCUGACUCUCAGGGAUUUGUCCAAACGCCAGGAUGUAUUGAGGGCACUCGUCCAAUUGCAGUCCCUGGUGGCAGAACUGACCGAUGAUGACGUGAAAGAAGCGACCAGACGCCUAUUCUUGCUGCUCAACACGCUGGAGGACCCCAUCGUCAAGGAGAAAAGUGUGGACCUCCUGGGUCGCCUGGCUUGUGCCACGGGUGCAGGCGAGGCAGGACAGAUUGCACUCGCUCUGUGCAGCUCGUUGCAGAAAACAGAAGAGGAGACUUCGUCGGUGACGUGUCAGUUGCUGCUGUCGCUCGCUGCCAUUUGUCAGCACUGGAUAGCGUCCGAGCUGUGUCAAGAUGUGGCACUUGAGUGUACGGAAAUCGUCACCAAGCUCCUUCCCACAUCCGCCGCACCUGUUCGCCGAGCUGCCCUGCAUCUGCUCGCCACACUGGCCCCCAUCGAGCAGCGCAUGCAGAACGCUGCCUCUGCGUCUGGCUUGUCCUCCGUGGCAGCUGCCUCGUCGGCUGCGUCGGCCACAUCGUCGGCCGCCUGCGAAAUCCAGCGCCACUGUGCUGCCGGCAUCAACGACGAUGAACCGCGUGUGCGUGCCGCAGCGCUGAGAGGCCUGAUUCGUAUGAAUGACCAAGGAAUGCCAUUACAGCUGGAUGUGUAUGAAAGGCUAUCCUGUGUGUUGGUAGAUGACUAUGCUGACGUACGUGCCGAGGCUAUGCAGCUAGUCUGGAGGUAUUGUCAAGCCUUUCCUGACAAGCCGGUAAAUGUUGAUGACGGUGGCGACGUGAAGUUACCGCUGUUGGAUGAUGGAUUCGUCAAAAUUUGCGAUAUGAUGAAUGACUUGGCCAUGCCGGUGCGAAGCAAAGCGGCCGCCCUACUAGGCUCUCUACACAACGUCAGCUUUGAAUUCCUACAGCAAACUCUGGACAAGAAGCUUAUGUCGCACUUACGGGCAAAGUCCUCCGAGCAUGAUAAACUGAAGGAGAGGUACCGGUCCAAUAUGACCAUAUCCGAGUGGGAGUCCGGCCGCAAGUGGAACGAUGGAAACAUACCCAAGAAAGACUUUGAUCCUACGAAUGUGCAGCUGAUCAGCAACGGGGCAUGCGGAGCGUUUGUCCACGGACUGGAGGAUGAGUUCCUAGAGGUGCGCAAGGCAUCUGUCGAGUCGAUGACCAGCUUAGCUGUGCAAUGUCCCAAGUUUGCUGCCCUUUGUGUGGACUACAUUGUCGACAUGCUCAACGAUGAAAUUCAAGCGGUUCGGCUAGCGGCAAUGGCAUGCCUGCAGCAGAUCAUGACUCAUUUGGAGCUGCGUGAUGACCAGCUCGACACCUUUCUCUCCGGCUUGUCUGAUUCUAGUCCAGUGGCUCGGAAUGCUGUGCGUGAUCUGCUGACGGUGGUGCAGCUGUCGUCAUGCAGCAUGCUACAGUCAUGUCUCAAAUCACUACAGACCAACCUGACGCGAUACCCAACAGACAAGACAUCCAUUUACAAAUGCAUGGCGGAGCUUGGUGAUCGUCAUAGUAACCUCGUCAUGGCAAUCACUCCAUCGCUGCUGGGAACGGACUUGAUGUUUGCCACGCCGGAGCCGGAUAUCGAACAGACGUCAUAUCUUGCCCACCUGAUUCUGAUAUUCAACGCCCUGCCUCACUGUCCGACGAUGAAGGCCUCGUUCCCGACCUUCAUGGCUGGCCAUUAUGCGUUCCUCAAGUCAUCGCUACCCGACCUGGUGCCUCAGUUAGAGUUCUCUGGUAGCAGACUGGUUGUUCCCAAGGCCGACUCUCAGUCCAGAGUGAAGCGGGAAGAAGCCGUUGAGGGUAGCGCGUUCAUUGAGCAGUCUGUACGUCGGGCUCUGGCGCAGAAGGCCGGUGCCAGUCGUCUGCAGUUCAUCAAGUUGACGCUUGCUGACAUGCAAAGAUUGAGUGAGAUCAAUUCACCCACCUCCACUCUGGCCUCCUGGUCGUGUCUCUAUUUGCAAGCCUGCUCUCUUCUGGAGAACGCGAUACACGACAAGAGAACGACAGUGGCAUGGAACAGUAACCAAGCUGCCAAGGUACUGUGUCUGUCGUACCAAGCUGAGCAUCUUUACGCUGGCCUGGGUGCAGGUGAACAGCUGGCCGUGGCUGAACUGCGACUGGUUGCCCAUGCCCUGCAGCUAUUACAUAGUACUGCUCUGGCAAGAGAUGAUGUCAAACUGCUGCUGAAGCGGAUCAACAGAUUGGACAAGCGCUGUCAGACAUUCAACUUGCAGGCCGGCACUUGUCUGCAGCAUCUACUCAUGCAGAGUCAUGAGCUGGAGCGUGGCAAGAUAUCUGCUGUCGUCCACUGCCUCCUGGACGCUACACAGGCCUGGCAGCCUGUGAUGGUGUUGCCGGACAGCUCUCUGCUGCGCAAGGCAUCGGGUAGCAUUCGCCAGCCGUCCAACCCAGGUCACAUCUACCAGUUCUCGACCAGCCUGGCCACGUCGAUCAGUGUUGACGCAACGCUGACAAACGUGGACGAUGUACGCAGAGUAGUCCUGCAGGUGAUGUUCCCGGAUCAAACACGCCGCCUCAUGCACGCUUCAUCAGUGCACGUGGUCUCUGUAACCGGAGGUGGAAGCGGCACGACGUCACGUUCUCCUUCCUGCAGUGCCGCUUCCAGUGCAUCGUCCACGGCUGCAUCUGCUGCAACGACAGUAGUAUCUGCUCGUGGGCAUUCUGCUGGUGCAGAGCAGCGUCAACAUCUAGCCAUGGAGCCUGUAAUCAGCCAUCAUGUCUGGUCCGAGAGCAGUCACGUUGAAGUCAUGGCCGUUCUCUCGUUCGUAGCGGAUCAAGACGAAAUGCCGCUUCUCGCUACCGGCAACGGGAAUAGGACAGCAGCAGCAUCGGCAGCAGCAGAGCAGCAGCGCUCCGCGUCCUCUUCUGGCUCUUCAAACUUGCCACCACUCACACCAGGCUUUCCAGCCGGUGAUGUGGCACUCGCAGCAUCAUCAUCGUCAACAACGUCGUCAUCGUCAGAUCUGCUCUUGUCGCAGCAUGAGCUGGCCAUUCUAACGCACAGUCUACUGCCGCUUGGCAAUACAGUACGCUACGCCAUACACCCUAAGGAGCGCAUCUACGUAUCCACGCACUGACAUGCCCCACUUACACAUGAACUGUGUUGUGUGCACGCGGGAGCACAGCAGUGUGUGUGUGUGUGUGUGUGUGUGUGUGUGUGUGUGUGUGUGUGUGUGUGUGUGUGUGUGUGUGUGUUGGAGUGUCGACGUGACCGGUGGUGUGUAGUCUCGGCCAACCAAUUGGCGAUGUCAGCCGCUGAAAACCUGUGUGUUUGUGUGCGUGUGUGUGUACGUACGUACGUACGUGUGUGUGUGUGUGUGUGUGUGUGUGUGUGUGUGUGUGUGUGUGUGUGUGUGCUUGCGAUUGUGUGCAUAUUUUUCUCAUCUUUGGCUUUGUGUGUUUGCUUGUCUUGUCUUUGCAAGGUUAAUUUUUAAUGUCUAUUAUUUUGGUGCUGUGCCCUAUUUUCAAUUCCAGUACACUCUCUUUUUCAUUACUUUUUGUUGUCUUCUUACGGUUCACUGGAUCGUGGCGUCCCGACUGGCGGCUGCUGUGUGAGAGCUAUGGCAGCGGCAGGAAGGCCACUGGGAAAAAUGCUCUGAUUGCUCUUCCGUACAUGCAUAGCACCCGCUGCUUCUGCUGUGCUACGCCUAGCUUACUUGAAGUGAUCGACUUAGCGUCGCAUUCCGAAUACAAGUCUCUCUCUCUCUCUCUCUCUCUCUCUCUCUCUCUCUCUCUCUCUCUCUCUCUCUCUCUCGUGGAAGUACACACCAGGGAGUCGUACAACAGUCUUAUUUCGAUAUACCAGUACCGGUAAUGCACUUCUCUUUAGUUUACCGCGAGAGGUAGCUCGCGGUAGGAGCGUUCUGUAGCUGGACCGAGAACCUGCUGCAAUGCCCUGCUCUGCAGCCUCUACCGAACCAGGUGUUGGUAGAAUGUGUUGAGAGUAUCACUUGGUGACUAUGUAGUUUCAACUAG
Sycon ciliatum is the source of this 4204-nucleotide messenger RNA. Its product is annotated as integrator complex subunit 4-like. Bases 94 to 3306 code for a protein of 1070 amino acids. Gene Ontology annotation, biological process: snRNA processing. Lineage: Eukaryota; Metazoa; Porifera; Calcarea; Leucosolenida; Sycettidae. The transcript is spliced from 26 exons. The record is from RefSeq and is a predicted model, not a curated record. Gene Ontology annotation, cellular component: integrator complex.